Messenger RNA from Aplosporella prunicola CBS 121167, 741 nucleotides. RefSeq lists its product as uncharacterized. Bases 1 to 741 code for a protein of 246 amino acids. The record is from RefSeq and is a predicted model, not a curated record. Lineage: Eukaryota; Fungi; Ascomycota; Dothideomycetes; Botryosphaeriales; Aplosporellaceae. The transcript is spliced from 3 exons.
AUGUCCAGUGCAAUCAAAGCAAACGGUUAUCCACAACCAAUUCAAGCCCAACAACUCCUACAGUUUUCCGUCCCAGAUUAUGCCAUCCAGUCUCUUCACGUCUAUGAGAACUCGGCAUUGAGUAAAGCUUAUCUUGGGUACCGCGACGCGGCAUCACAACAGCUUGCUUGCGGAGUACCUGUCGCCGAAGUAUUUGGCCCAGAGGACUACACUGAUGUUGAACUGUUCUUCCGCGACCGCACCCCCAGUGAUCCAUACAACACAUGCUCCGUUGCAUGCGAGAUCUAUAAAAACAUCGAGGGUACAGACGUGUUCGCACGCCUAGUGGCAGUGAAACUGCUCACCCAUCUCAUGAGGUGGAUGCUCGUCCCCACCCCCGAAACCUACGCAAAACUCCCUGCUAUGAUUCGACCCUUGCCUGCCCAAAGACUGAUUCCUCAUAGUCCCUGCAUCGACACCAACCCUCACCCAGCUUUCCGCGAGGCGUUAAUGCUCCGGUACCGCGACUUUAUUACAUGCGGGGAGGUGAGAUAUUCCUACACGUCAGUCGAUUGGCCGUAUACACUGGCGGAAGCGGUUGAGACUGAUCCCAUUACCGGACGCCGGCGGCUCACUCGCGCUUUCGAGGAACAUGGCACGAAUCCCAGUAACUGGAGCUGGAAGCCGUCCAUCGCGGGAACUUUCCCUGAAAUUCCCGCUCUACUCCAUACAUUUGGUGGUCGGCUCAGAAAUCUUCAGUAA